Messenger RNA from Panicum virgatum (switchgrass), 2120 nucleotides. RefSeq names its product TSL-kinase interacting protein 1-like. Gene Ontology annotation, cellular component: nucleus. The record is from RefSeq and is a predicted model, not a curated record. Gene Ontology annotation, molecular function: chromatin binding. Gene Ontology annotation, biological process: pattern specification process. NCBI's taxonomy places the organism in Eukaryota, Viridiplantae, Streptophyta, Magnoliopsida, Poales, Poaceae. The transcript has 8 exons. The coding region runs from base 555 to 1901 and encodes 448 amino acids.
CAAAAAUUUCCCCUGAAAAAUUCGGCUUCUCCCUCUCUCGCGCGGCCUCGCUCGCCCCCUCCUCCCCAUUCCGUCCGCGCGCCCGCGCAUUCUCGCCGGAGCCUUCGGCGCCCUGCCGGCGGCGCUAGGGGUCCUUCCUCGGGGCUCGUCUCUGGCUGCGCUAAGGGCCUGUCCGUGGCCUCGGCGUCUUCCUCUGCGGUGCCCGACGCGCCGCCGGGGUCUCAUCGGGCGGAGCUAGGGUUUCGCCGCUUUGGGCUCAGGACGGCGAGAUCUAGGGUUUCUACAGAGGUAUGCCUCUGCUGCUCCCCUCGAAUUGUUGCGAUUGUGUGGGUGCCGGGUUCGUGCUGGUAGGUCCCGCGUGAUCCGUGUGAUUUCAGGGUUCUGAAUUGCCGGAUGUUGGGUGCGAUUGGGCGCGGAGGCGAGUGAGCGGCGGCGGCGGGCGCGCCGUCCUCCCCCGGCAGCGGCGACUCCGGCGGAUCUCCCCUCCGGAUAAGUGUUUCACUUUUUCAAGAGGAAGAUUGUAUUGGAUACCUGGUGCCUAGUAUUGGAAAACAAUGAAAGCUCAGAAGCAGCAAUUAGCACCUGGCACAGGAGCAAAUACCAAAUCUUGUUGCAAUAAAUUGCAUAGCCUGAAAGUUGGUGCUCAUAUCAACAAAUCACCAGGCAAUAUUGCUGCGAAACGCAGAAAGGGAGCUGGUUUCUCACCCAAGUCAUAUACUGAAAGCAUGAUAGUAGCAUCAAAGACUGGCGGUCGCAUGGAAUCACCACACAGUGAUUCUAUGAAGUUUUCUGCUCGGCCACCUAAUCAUUCUGGAAAGAUCAAGCUUCAACUUUUCCCAAUAGAUGAGACCAUUCAAAAGAUCAUGCAGCAAGAUAAACACAACCCUUAUCUGGAAUUGAUUUUGGCUCCUCGAAAGAAGAUAUCCUCAGUUGUACAGCAUCUGAACACAAAGUGGGGUAGUUCUCGGUGUGCAAAAGGCGAGCUCAUGCUCUUCCCUAAUGAUGCUAGAGUGGAUAUCAUAGCUAACAGUGCAAAAUGGACUCUUAAGGAUUCUUGCACGGCUGCUGAUGUGCAUGUUGCGGUUGGCAGCCCUUCAACAUUCCGUUUGAGGUAUGGUUGGUUUGGGCCCAAUUUGAAGCAACAAUGCAGUGGACCAUCUUUGUCAUCAGUGCAGUCUGCAGACAACACUAUUGGCAUGAAGCCUCCAGAUCUUGUUUUCAAUGAACAGAAACAUAUGGCUGGCUCGUGUGAAUUUCCUAGUAACUUUGUGACACCAUCCAUUGUGGAUAACACAAUUGCAGUACAACCAGUGGAUAAUCAAAGUAGAGUGGCACCACUUUCAUGGCUUGACUCAAUAUCCAAUGUAAGCUUUGGUGCGCUGUUAUCUGAAGCUGCACCGUCUCAAGACAGCAAGCAAUUGCCUUCUCAAAAUAACUUGAGUCUCCAGCAGAUCCCUGCUACAUGUGAUUCAUUUGAUGCUGCUAUCGCUUCUCUGAUUGCUCGUCAGCAAACAAGUAACCAGCCAAAGGUGUCAAAUCCAUCUCUUUGGGAAGCUGAAGAAACUUGUCAUGCAUUUGCCUUCCAGAAUCAAGCUUCGAGAAGAACAUCAAGUUCAGUCCCUGGCAACAGUGGUUCUGCUUCUGUCUUGGGUCCAAUUCCAGAAACUGGCACAGAUGAUGAUCAGCAAUGCUCUACUGGUAACGAAAGGGAAGCCACCACUGAACCAUCAGUAUUGGGCAGUGAUCAUAAUGCAAAUCCAGAGACCUCAAUGCAUGAGUCCACUGGUGACCCAGAGCAUGGAUCAUCUUUCUCUGGAUUCUUGAGCGGAACUGACAGUUUAGGGCUCAGCGGUUUACUUGCAGACAGCCUGGAUGCAUUCCAAAAUUUCUCUGUUUCUUAAAUCUCUCAUCCAUGAGGGAUGUAGGGGCUACAGAUUACAGCCUAGGUGAAGGUAUAGGUUCACUAGGUUUCUGUUUAAUUGAGAGAACUAACCAUUUUGGUUUUGCUGAAGCCACUUCUGUAGAUAAAUUGCCCAUCUUAAUCAUGUAAACAUUUGCUUAUUUCUACUUUGCUACUUGGAAAAUAUAUAUAUAUAUAUUGAAGCUGUCAAUAUUCUGUU